GAUGUCAUCAGAACAGCCAUGCUGGGUCUCUCCUUUCAGUUACACAGAGGGAGGGAGCCUGUGUGUUACAGAGGGAUAAGGGGAGAGGGAGGAUAAUGUGUGUGUGGCCAAGGAAAAGGCAGGGUGUUUAAGAGUGAGAGAGGACAGAAGCAGAAGUUUUGAAAAAGACUAGUUUACUAGAGGGAGAAUUGUGAGCGAGAGGAACAAAGGCUACGGAGAAAAAUAGGAAUACAGAAAGGGAGAGGGAGAGAGGGACAGAAACAAAGUUAUAGCAGCUGUUUCAGACCAUCAGAGAGCGGACUGAGCCAAAGGGAACAAGAGAGAGUUUCUGUGUCAUGGGCAAAUCCGCUUCUAAGCAGUUUUCAGAGGAGGUGUUGCGGAGUCACAAUGAGUAUCGUAGGAAGCACCAGACACCCCCUCUGAAGCUGAGCAGCAAGCUGAGUAGCGAUGCCACUAGGUAUGCUGAGUCUCUGGCCAGCACACGGAUCCUGAAGCACAGUGUUGAGUCCAGUAAGGGGAGCUGUGGCGAGAACCUGGCCUGGGCCUCCUAUGACCAGCCAGGGAAGGAUGUCGCUGACCGCUGGUAUGAUGAGGUCAAACAAUACAACUUCAACCGUCCCGGCUUCUCCUCUGGCACAGGUCAUUUCACAGCAAUGGUGUGGAAGGGCAGUAAGAAGCUGGGUGUGGGGAAGGCCAGUGCGCCAGAUGGUUCGUCAUUCGUGGUAGCCAGGUACUUUCCAGCAGGGAACAUCACCAACCAGGGACACUUUGACAACAACGUCCUGCCGCCCAAGGACUAAGGAACAUACUGACCCAUCCAAAAGACAUUUGCACUUUGACUUGUGACCUUGACUUAUAUAUAUGUAUAUGUAUAUGUAUAUGUGUGUGUGUGUGUGACAACCACUGUGACUUAACAAAUGCAUGAACAAAAAUAUAGGCAAACCAUUGACCAAACCAUGCCAGCUGUGCCUUCCGGAGGUGUACCAGCCACCCAACUGGGUUUCGACCUACUCAUUCCAUCGUUAGUGGGGGUGGGGAUUUUACACAUAGUAAAAUUUCUGGUUUAAAAAAAAUAGUACCAGUCCAAAAGUUUGGACACCUACUCAUUCAAGGGUUUUUCUUUAUUUUACUAUUUUCUAUAUUGUAGAAUAAUAGUGAAGACAUCAAAACUAUGAAAUAACACAUAUGGAAUCACGUAGUAAACAAAAAAAUGAUAAUUAAACUAAACUCGAUUUUAUAUUUUAGGUUCUUCAAAGUAGCCACCCUUUGCCUUGACGCCUUUACACUCUUGGCAUUCUCUCAACCAGUUUCACCUGGAAUAC
Messenger RNA from Oncorhynchus tshawytscha (Chinook salmon), 1322 nucleotides. Its product is annotated as Golgi-associated plant pathogenesis-related protein 1. The coding region runs from base 336 to 800 and encodes 154 amino acids. Lineage: Eukaryota; Metazoa; Chordata; Actinopteri; Salmoniformes; Salmonidae. Gene Ontology annotation, cellular component: extracellular region. The record is from RefSeq and is a predicted model, not a curated record. The transcript is spliced from 5 exons.